CAUCCAAAUGUAAUUCAUUUAACAACAUUUAUACGUAUUUUUGUAAUGUGGCAAGACUCUAUAUGGAUUUAUUUACAUUCUGGAGUCUACGAGUUGAUUGAAUCAUCGAAAUGCGGGGAAGGCGUACUAUCGACGGUACCAACUCUUCUGUGGGCAAUAGGAGCGGCAUCGCUGGCCCACCGACUUCUCACAGCACUGUUUCGACGAUUCUUGUUCCGGCGGGUUCCACUCUGGGAGGUCAUGCUGCAGAACCUACUCUUCAUCUGGAUGGUGAUAUACAGUCUCCACUUCUGGGUAGUGUUGGUGAAGGUGAUAAAAUUGCUAGUCGAAUAUUGUUAUGAGGACGAAGACGAAUUGAUGUCAGAGAAAGAUGGUGAUGGUAAAAAGAUAAUGCAGCAAUGGCUGAUUUGGAUGUGUGGUGUGGCACCGCUGGCUGUUUACAUCCACACCAGGCCCAGGCCAGACGUACCGCCGCUUAUGAUAUGGAUCACAACCAGCCCAUGGCAACGUCGUGAAAUGGGACCGUAUGGAUAUUAUCUAAACCGCCCGUUGUCCUCUCUGCAAUCAGAUACAAACAUAACCAAUCGUCAGCCAACGACAUCUAUACGACGAGCAUUUAGCGAUUCUAAGAUAUUGUUAAAAGAAAACACUAAGAAGAAACGAUAUUCAAAAUCUGUAUAAAUAAAAAAAACUA
Messenger RNA from Achroia grisella, 694 nucleotides. RefSeq lists its product as uncharacterized. The transcript is spliced from 5 exons. The annotation marks the transcript as partial. The record is from RefSeq and is a predicted model, not a curated record. Lineage: Eukaryota; Metazoa; Arthropoda; Insecta; Lepidoptera; Pyralidae.